Molecule: messenger RNA, 15400 nt
Organism: Bombina bombina (fire-bellied toad)
Lineage: Eukaryota; Metazoa; Chordata; Amphibia; Anura; Bombinatoridae
Product: titin-like
Exons: 3
Coding region: 63-14087 (4674 amino acids)
Molecular function (GO): calcium ion binding; transition metal ion binding
Source: RefSeq, a predicted model, not a curated record
CUCUGUGUCUGCUCUGCUAAGGAACAUUAAUACACCUCAUCUAUAAAGGGUCUUGCCCAACCAUGGCAAACCUCCUAAGGGCCAUCAGGCGAAUCAUUGAUACGUUCCACAACUAUAGCAGCCAGAGUACUCCGUGUGACAAGCUGAAUAUCCAGGAGUUCAACAGUCUGAUUCAGAAAGAGUUUUCAGACAUCAUUGAGGACUCAGAAGACCCUCAAACUAUUGAGGACAUUCUACAUGCCUUAGAUAAAAAUAAUGAUGGAGAAGUAGAUUUUGAGGAGUUUUUAAAACUGGUUUCAAAGGUGGCAGUUGCUUAUUUUGAAGCUUUAAAUGCAAAACAGGAACACCAAGUAUGUGGACACAGUCAGCAAGAAGCUAAAGCCCCCAUAAAGAAAGAUACGAUGCAAAAAGGUUAUUUGGUAGAAUCUACAGAAACUCCAAAACCCGUAGAGGAAAAAUCAAACAAACAAUCACUCAAACAGCUGUCACAUGAAAAUCAAGGUUUAUCCACACUCCAUUCCCAGAAAACAGAUUCAGAAGAAGAUCUAUCACAGAAACAGAAACCCACUGAAAAGCCAGAUUCAAUUAAAAAAAGCGAUAAUCAGAAAGAUGAUGCUCGACAAGAUUUAUCACAGAAACCCAAUGAGAAACAAAAUUUAACUAAGAAAAAAGAUAUUAUUCAGAAAGGUGACGCUCAACAAGAUAUAUCACAGAAACCAGUUGAAAAAUCAGGUGAAACUAAAAAAAAGGAUGUUAUUAAGAAAGAGGAUUUGCAAAAAGAUCUAUCACAGAAACCUGUUGAGAAGCCAGAUUUAAUAAAGAUAAAGGAUGUUAUUCAGAAAGAGGAUGCUCCACAGGAUCUAUCACAGAAACCCAUUGAGAAACAAGAUUCAACUAAGAAAAAGGAUAUUACUCAGAAAGAGGAUACAAAACAAGAUCUGUCACAGAAACCCACUGAGAAGCCAGAUUUAAGUAAGAAAAAAGAUAUUAUUCAGAAAGAUGAUGCUCAACAAGAUCUAUCACAGAAACAGAAACUCACUGAUAAGCCAGAUUCAACUAAAACAAAGGAUAUGAUUCAGAAAGUGAAUCAACAAAUUAUUCAGAAAGAGGAUCAACAUUUAUCACAGAAACCAACUGAAAAAAUAGAUUUAAAUAAGGAAACGGAUAUCAUUCAGAAAAAGGAGAGCCAACUAGAGCAAGACUUAAAACCAAAAACUAGUCCAGUGCAGAAACAAGAUAUCCCUCAAAAACUAGAUAUAAAACAUAAAAUAGAUGCUAUUCCAAAACAAGAUCCACUAUACAAACAAGAACUCUCUUCUGAAAAAACAGUUCAAACAAAAACACAAAAAGAAGAUCAAGUACCGAAAAAUAAUCAAAUUCCAAAAGAACAAACAACACCAAAACAAGAUUUACCUUCUAAACCUGAUACAAAGGAAAUAAAAGAUCUCCCUCAAAAACUAGAUACAACACAGAAACAAACCCCAACCCUGAUUCCAUGCUCUGCACAUAAAUAUGAUACAAAACAGAAACCUGAACUAAAUGAGAAAAAGGAUACAAUACAAAAAGAAGACUCAACACAGAAACAAGGAACUAGCAAGGAUCCAACACAAAAACAAAGCACUACACAAACUAACAUUCAAACACAGAAACCAGUUGAAAAAGCAGAUGAAACUAAAAAAAGGGAUAAUAUUCAGAAAGAGGAUUUGCAAAAAGAUCUAUCAUUGAAACCUGUUGAGAAGCCAGAGUUAACAAAGAAAAAAGAUAUUAUUCAGAAAAAUGAUCCUCCACAAGAUCUAUCACAGAAACCAAUUGAGAAACAAGAUUCAACUCAUAAAAAGGAUAUUAUCCAGAAAGAGGGUACAAAACAAGACCAGUUACAGAAACUUACGGAAAAAACAGAUUCAACUAAGGAAAAAGAUAAUAUUUUGGAAGAGACUACACAAGAUCUAUCACCGAAACCUACUGAGAAGCCACAUUCAAUUAAGAAAAAGGAUCUUAUCCAGAAAAUUGAUGCUCCACAGGAUCAAUCACAGAAACCAAUUGAAAAACAAGAUUCAACUAAGAAAAAUGAUAUUAUUCAGAAAGGUGAUGCUAAACAAGAUCUGUCACAAAAACCCAUUGAAAAAACAGAUGAAACAAAAAAAAAGGAUGCUAUUCAGAAAGGGGAUAUGCAAAAAGACCUUUCACAGAAGCCUCUUGAGAAGCCAGAUUUAACAAAGGAAAAGAAUAUUGUUCCGAAAGAGGAUACAAAACAAGAUGUAUCACAGAAACCAACUGAGAAGCUGGAUUUAUCUAUGAAAAAAGAUAUUAUUCAGAAACAUGAUACUCCACAGGAUCUAUCACAGAAACCCAUUGAGAAACAAGAUUCAACUAAGAAAACAGGUUUUACUCAGAAAGAGGAUACAAAACAAGAUGUAUCACAGAAGCCAACUGAGAAGCUAGAUUUAAGUAAGAAAAGGGAUAUUAUCCAGAAAGAUGAUGCUCAACAAACUGUAUCACAGAAACCAACUGAAAAAACAGAUGAAACAAAGAAAAAGGAGGAUAUUCUGAAAGAUGGUAAACAUCAAGAUCUGUUACAAAAACCAACUGAAAAAACAGAUUCAACUAAGGAAAAGGAUAAAAUUCAGAUAGAGACUAAACAAGAUCAAUCACAGAAACCAACUGAGAAAGAAGACUCAACUAAGAAAAAGGAUAUUAGUCAUAAAGAUGAUACAAAACAAGAUGCAUCACAGAAACCAACUGAGAAGCCAGAUUUAACUAAGAAAAAGGAUGUUAUUCAGAAAGGUGAUGCUCAACAAGAUCAAUCACAGAAACCAGUUGAAAAAGCAUGUGAAACUAAAAAAAAGGAUGCUAUUAAGAAAGAGGAGUUGCAAAAAGAUCUAUCACAGAAACCUGUUGAGAAGCCAGAUUUAACAAAGAAAAAGGAUGUUAUUCAGAAAGAGGAUGCUCCAAAGGAUCUAUCACAGAAACCCAUUGAGAAACAAGAUUCAACUAAGAAAAAGGAUAUUACUCAGAAAGAGGAUACAAAACAAGAUCUGUCACAGAAACCCACUGAGAAGCCAGAUUUAAGUAAGAAAAAAGAUAUUAUUCAGAAAGAUGAUGCUCAAAAAGAUCUAUCACAGAAACAGAAACUCACUGAUAAGCCAGAUUCAACUAAAACAAAGGAUGUGAUUCAGAAAGAGAAUCAACAAAUUAUUCAGAAAGAGGAUCAACAUUUAUCACAGAAACCCACUGAAAAAAUAGAUUUAAAUAAGGAAACAGAUAUCAUUCAGAAAAAGGAGAGCCAAUUAGAGCAAGACUUAAAACCAAAAACUAGUCCAGUGCAGAAACAAGAUAUCCCUCAAAAACUAGAUAUAAAACAUAAAAUAGAUGCUAUUCCAAAACAAGAUCCACUAUACAAACAAGAACUCUCUUCUGAAAAAACAGUUCAAACAAAAACACAAAAAGAAGAUCAAGUACCGAAAAAUAAUCAAAUUCCAAAAGAACAAACAACACCAAAACAAGAUUUACCUUCUAAACCUGAUGCAAAGGAAAUAAAAGAUCUCCCUCAAAAGCUAGAUACAACACAGAAACAAACCCCCUCUCUGAUUCCAUGCUCUGCACAUAAAUAUGAUACAAAACAGAAACCUGAAUUAAAUGAGAAAAAGGAUACGAUACAAAAAGAAGACUCAACACAGAAACAAGGAACUAGCAAGGAUCCAACACAAAAACAAAGCACUACACAAACUAACAUUCAAACACAGAACUCAGAUAUAACUAAAGAUCUAUCACAGAAACCAGUUGAAAAAGCAGAUGAAACUAAAGAAAGGGAUAAUAUUCAGAAAGAGGAUUUGCAAAAAGAUCUAUCAUUGAAACCUGUUGAGAAGCCAGAUUUAACAAAGAAAAAAGAUAUUAUUCAGAAAAAUGAUCCUCCACAAGAUCUAUCACAGAAACCAAUUGAGAAACAAGAUUCAACUCAGAAAAAGGAUAUUAUCCAGAAAGGUGAUGUUAAACAAGAUCUGUCACAAAAACCCAUUGAAAAAACAGAUGAAACAAAAAAAAAGGAUGCUAUUCAGAAAGGGGAUAUGCAAAAAGACCUUUCACAGAAGCCUCUUGAGAAGCCAGAUUUAACAAAGGAAAAGAAUAUUGUUCCGAAAGAGGAUACGAAACAAGAUGUAUCACAGAAACCAACUGAGAAGCUGGAUUUAUCUAUGAAAAAAGAUAUUAUUCAGAAACAUGAUACUCCACAGGAUCUAUCACAGAAACCCAUUGAGAAACAAGAUUCAACUAAGAAAACAGGUUUUACUCAGAAAGAGGAUACAAAACAAGAUGUAUCACAGAAGCCAACUGAGAAGCUAGAUUUAAGUAAGAAAAGGGAUAUUAUUCAGAAAGAUGAUGCUCAACAAAAUGUAUCACAGAAACCAACUGAAAAAACAGAUGAAACAAAGAAAAAGGAGGAUAUUCUGAAAGAUGGUAAACAUCAAGAUCUGUUACAAAAACCAACUGAAAAAACAGAUUCAACUAAGGAAAAGGAUAAAAUUCAGAUAGAGACUAAACAAGAUCAAUCACAGAAACCAACUGAGAAAGAAGACUCAACUAAGAAAAAGGAUAUUAGUCAUAAAGAUGAUACAAAACAAGAUGUAUCACAGAAACCAACUGAGAAGCCAGAUUUAACUAAUAAAAAGGAUGUUAUUCAGAAAGGUGAUGCUCAACAAGAUCAAUCACAGAAACCAGUUGAAAAAGCAUGUGAAACUAAAAAAAAGGAUGCUAUUAAGAAAGAGGAGUUGCAAAAAGAUCUAUCACAGAAACCUGUUGAGAAGCCAGAUUUAACAAAGAAAAAGGAUGUUAUUCAGAAAGAGGAUGCUCCACAGGAUCUAUCACAGAAACCCAUUGAGAAACAAGAUUCAACUAAGAAAAAGGAUAUUACUCAGAAAGAGGAUACAAAACAAGAUCUGUCACAGAAACCCACUGAGAAGCCAGAUUUAAGUAAGAAAAAAGAUAUUAUUCAGAAAGAUGAUGCUCAACAAGAUCUAUCACAGAAACAGAAACUCACUGAUAAGCCAGAUUCAACUAAAACAAAGGAUAUGAUUCAGAAAGAGAAUCAACAAAUUAUUCAGAAAGAGGAUCAACAUUUAUCACAGAAACCCACUGAAAAAAUAGAUUUAAAUAAGGAAACAGAUAUCAUUCAGAAAAAGGAGAGCCAACUAGAGCAAGACUUAAAACCAAAAACUAGUCCAGUGCAGAAACAAGAUAUCCCUCAAAAACUAGAUAUAAAACAUAAAAUAGAUGCUAUUCCAAAACAAGAUCCACUAUACAAACAAGAACUCUCUUCUGAAAAAACAGUUCAAACAAAAACACAAAAAGAAGAUCAAGUACCGAAAAAUAAUCAAAUUCCAAAAGAACAAACAACACCAAAACAAGAUUUACCUUCUAAACCUGAUGCAAAGGAAAUAAAAGAUCUCCCUCAAAAGCUAGAUACAACACAGAAACAAACCCCAACUCUGAUUCCAUGCUCUGCACAUAAAUAUGAUACAAAACAGAAACCUGAACUAAAUGAGAAAAAGGAUACGAUACAAAAAGAAGACUCAACACAGAAACAAGGAACUAGCAAGGAUCCAACACAAAAACAAAGCACUACACAAACUAACAUUCAAACACAGAACUCAGAUAUAACUAAAGAUCUAUCACAGAAACCAGUUGAAAAAGCAGAUGAAACUAAAGAAAGGGAUAAUAUUCAGAAAGAGGAUUUGCAAAAAGAUCUAUCAUUGAAACCUGUUGAGAAGCCAGAUUUAACAAAGAAAAAAGAUAUUAUUCAGAAAAAUGAUCCUCCACAAGAUCUAUCACAGAAACCAAUUGAGAAACAAGAUUCAACUCAGAAAAAGGAUAUUAUCCAGAAAGGUGAUGUUAAACAAGAUCUGUCACAAAAACCCAUUGAAAAAACAGAUGAAACAAAAAAAAAGGAUGCUAUUCAGAAAGGGGAUAUGCAAAAAGACCUUUCACAGAAGCCUCUUGAGAAGCCAGAUUUAACAAAGGAAAAGAAUAUUGUUCCGAAAGAGGAUACGAAACAAGAUGUAUCACAGAAACCAACUGAGAAGCUGGAUUUAUCUAUGAAAAAAGAUAUUAUUCAGAAACAUGAUACUCCACAGGAUCUAUCACAGAAACCCAUUGAGAAACAAGAUUCAACUAAGAAAACAGGUUUUACUCAGAAAGAGGAUACAAAACAAGAUGUAUCACAGAAGCCAACUGAGAAGCUAGAUUUAAGUAAGAAAAGGGAUAUUAUUCAGAAAGAUGAUGCUCAACAAAAUGUAUCACAGAAACCAACUGAAAAAACAGAUGAAACAAAGAAAAAGGAGGAUAUUCUGAAAGAUGGUAAACAUCAAGAUCUGUUACAAAAACCAACUGAAAAAACAGAUUCAACUAAGGAAAAGGAUAAAAUUCAGAUAGAGACUAAACAAGAUCAAUCACAGAAACCAACUGAGAAAGAAGACUCAACUAAGAAAAAGGAUAUUAGUCAUAAAGAUGAUACAAAACAAGAUGUAUCACAGAAACCAACUGAGAAGCCAGAUUUAACUAAUAAAAAGGAUGUUAUUCAGAAAGGUGAUGCUCAACAAGAUCAAUCACAGAAACCAGUUGAAAAAGCAUGUGAAACUAAAAAAAAGGAUGCUAUUAAGAAAGAGGAGUUGCAAAAAGAUCUAUCACAGAAACCUGUUGAGAAGCCAGAUUUAACAAAGAAAAAGGAUGUUAUUCAGAAAGAGGAUGCUCCACAGGAUCUAUCACAGAAACCCAUUGAGAAACAAGAUUCAACUAAGAAAAAGGAUAUUACUCAGAAAGAGGAUACAAAACAAGAUCUGUCACAGAAACCCACUGAGAAGCCAGAUUUAAGUAAGAAAAAAGAUAUUAUUCAGAAAGAUGAUGCUCAACAAGAUCUAUCACAGAAACAGAAACUCACUGAUAAGCCAGAUUCAACUAAAACAAAGGAUAUGAUUCAGAAAGAGAAUCAACAAAUUAUUCAGAAAGAGGAUCAACAUUUAUCACAGAAACCCACUGAAAAAAUAGAUUUAAAUAAGGAAACAGAUAUCAUUCAGAAAAAGGAGAGCCAACUAGAGCAAGACUUAAAACCAAAAACUAGUCCAGUGCAGAAACAAGAUAUCCCUCAAAAACUAGAUAUAAAACAUAAAAUAGAUGCUAUUCCAAAACAAGAUCCACUAUACAAACAAGAACUCUCUUCUGAAAAAACAGUUCAAACAAAAACACAAAAAGAAGAUCAAGUACCGAAAAAUAAUCAAAUUCCAAAAGAACAAACAACACCAAAACAAGAUUUACCUUCUAAACCUGAUGCAAAGGAAAUAAAAGAUCUCCCUCAAAAGCUAGAUACAACACAGAAACAAACCCCAACUCUGAUUCCAUGCUCUGCACAUAAAUAUGAUACAAAACAGAAACCUGAACUAAAUGAGAAAAAGGAUACGAUACAAAAAGAAGACUCAACACAGAAACAAGGAACUAGCAAGGAUCCAACACAAAAACAAAGCACUACACAAACUAACAUUCAAACACAGAACUCAGAUAUAACUAAAGAUCUAUCACAGAAACCAGUUGAAAAAGCAGAUGAAACUAAAAAAAGGGAUAAUAUUCAGAAAGAGGAUUUGCAAAAAGAUCUAUCAUUGAAACCUGUUGAGAAGCCAGAUUUAACAAAGAAAAAAGAUAUUAUUCAGAAAAAUGAUCCUCCACAAGAUCUAUCACAGAAACCAAUUGACAAACAAGAUUCAACUCAGAAAAAGGAUAUUAUCCAGAAAGGUGAUGCUAAACAAGAUCUGUCACAAAAACCCAUUGAAAAAACAGAUGAAACAAAAAAAAAGGAUGCUAUUCAGAAAGGGGAUAUGCAAAAAGACCUUUCACAGAAGCCUCUUGAGAAGCCAGAUUUAACAAAGGAAAAGAAUAUUAUUCCGAAAGAGGAUACGAAACAAGAUCUAUCACAGAAACCAACUGAGAAGCUGGAUUUAUCUAUGAAAAAAGAUAUUAUUCAGAAACAUGAUACUCCACAGGAUCUAUCACUGAAACCCAUUGAGAAACAAGAUUCAACUAAGAAAACAGGUUUUACUCAGAAAGAGGAUAUAAAACAAGAUGUAUCACAGAAGCCAACUGAGAAGCUAGAUUUAAGUAAGAAAAGGGAUAUUAUUCAGAAAGAUGAUGCUCAACAAAAUGUAUCACAGAAACCAACUGAAAAAACAGAUGAAACAAAGAAAAAGGAGGAUAUUUUGAAAGAUGGUAAGAAUCAAGAUCUGUUACAGAAACCAACUAAAAAAACAGAUUCAACUAAGGAAAAGGAUAAAAUUCAGAUAGAGACUAAACAAGAUCAAUCACAGAAACCAACUGAGAAAGAAGACUUAACUAAGAAAAAGGAUAUCAGUCAUAAAGAUGAUACAAAACAAGAUGUAUCACAGAAAACAAAUGAGAAGCCAGAUUUAACUAAGAAAAAGGAUGUUAUUCAGAAAGGUGAUGCUCAACAAGAUCUAUCACAGAAACCUAUUGAAAUAACAGAUGAAACAAAAAAAAGGGAUGCUAUUCACAAAGAGUAUCUGCAAAAAGAUCAAUUACAGAAACCUGUUGAGAAGCCAGAUUUAACAAAGAAAAAGGAUGUUAUUCAGAAAGAGGAUGAUCCACAGGAUCUAUCACAGAAACCCAUUGAGAAACAAGAUUCAACUAAGAAAAAUGAUAUUACUCAGAAAGAAGAUACAAAACAAGAUCUGUCACAGAAAACAACUGAGAAGCCAGAUUUAAGUAAGAAAAAAGAUUUUAUUCAGAAAGAUGAUGCUCAACAAGAUCUAUCACAGAAACAGAAACUCACUGAUAAGCCAGAUUCAACUAAAACAAAGGAUAUGAUUCAGAAAGAGAAUCAACAAAUUAUUCAGAAAGAGGAUCAACAUUUAUCACAGAAACCAACUGAAAAAACAGAUUCAAAUAAGGAAACAGAUAUCAUUCAGAAAAAGGAGAGCCAACUAGAACAAGACUUAAAACCAAAAACGAGUCCAGUGCAGAAACAAGAUAUACCUCAAAAACUAGAUAUAAAACAUAAAAUAGAUGCAAUUCCAAAACAAGAUCCACUAUACAAACAAGAACUCUCUUCUGUGAAAACAGUUCAAACAAAAACACAAAAAGAAGAUCAAGUACUGAAAAAUAAUCAAAUUCCAAAAGAACAAACAACACCAAAACAAGAUUUACCUUCUAAACCUGAUGCAAAGGAAAUAAAAGAUCUCCCUCAAAAGCUAGAUACAACACAAAAACAAACCCCCUCUCUGAUUCCAUGCUCUGCACAUAAAUAUGAUACAAAACAGAAACCUGAACUAAAUGAGAAAAAGGAUACAAUACAAAAAGAAGACUCAGCACAGAAACAAGGAACUAGCGAGGAUCCAAUACAAAAACAAAACACUACACAAACUAACAUUCAAACACAGCACUCAGAUAUAACUAAAGAUCUAUCACAGAAACCAGUUGAAAAACCAGAUGGAACUAAAAAAAGGGAUAAUAUUCAGAAAGAGGAUUUUCAAAAAGAUCUAUCACUGAAACCUGUUGAGAAGCCAGAUUUAACAAAGAAAAAAGAUAUUAUCCAGAAAGAGGGUACAAAACAAGACCUGUUACAGAAACUUCCAGAAAAAACAGAUUCAACUAAGGAAAAGGAUAAUAUUUUGAAAGAGACUACACAAGAUCUAUCACAGAAACCUACUGAGAAGCCAGAUUCAAUUAAGAAAAAGGAUCUUAUUCAGAAAGUUGAUGCUCCACAAGAUCAAUCACAGAAACCAAUUGAAAAAAAAGAUUCAACUAAGAAGCCAGAUUUAUUAAAGAAAAAGGAUGAUAUUCUGAAAGAGGAUACAAAACAAGAUGUAUUACAGAAACCAACUGAGAAGCUGGAUUUAUCUAAGAAAAAAGAUAUUAUUCAGAAACAUGAUCAUCCACAGGAUCUAUCACAGAAACCUAUUGAGGAACAAGAUUUAACUAAGAAAAAUGAUAUUACUCAGAAAGAGAAUACAAAACAUGAUCUGUCACAGAAGCCAACUGAGAAGCUAGAUUUAACUAAGAAAAUUGAUAUUAUUCAGAAAGAUGAUGCUCAACAAAAUGUAUCACAGAAACCAACUGAAACAACAGAUGAAACAAAGAAAAAGGAUGAUAUUGCGAAAGAUGGUAAGCAUCAAGAUCUGUUACAGAAACCAACUGAAAAAACAGAUUCAACUAAGGAAAAGAAUACAAUUCCGAUAGAGACUAAACAAGAUCUAUCACAGAAACCUACUGAGAAGCCAGAUUCAAUUAAGAAAAAAGAUUUAAUUCUGAAAUGUGAUGCUUCACAAGAUCAAUCACAAAAACCAACUGAGAAAGAAGACUCAACUAAGAAAAAGGAUAUUAGUCAUAAAGAUGAUACAAAACAAGAUGUAUCACAGAAACCAACUGAGAAACCAGAUUUAACUAAGAAAAAGGAUAUUAUUCAGAAAGAUGGUACUCAUCAAGAUCUUAUACAGAAACUGACGGAAAAAACAGAUUCAACUAAGGAAAAUGAUAAUUUUCUGAAAGAAACUACACAGCAAGACCUAUUAGAGAAACAGAAACCUACGGAGAAGCCAGAUUCAGUUAAGAAACAGGAUAUUAUUAAGAAAGUUGAUGCUCCACAAGAUAUAUCACAGAAACCAAUUGAAAAACAAGAUUCAACUAAGAAAAAGGAUAUUAGUCAUAAAGAUGAUACAAAACAAGAUGUAUCAGAGAAAUCAACUGAGAAGAAAGAUUUAACUAAGAAAAAGGAUAUUAUUCAGAAAGGUGAUGCUCAACAAGAUCUGUCACAAAAACCCGUUGAAAAAACUGAUGAAACAAAAAAAAAGGAUGCUAUUCAGAAAGGGGAUAUGCAAAAAGACCUUUCACAGAAGCCUCUUGAGAAGCCAGAUUUAACAAAGGAAAAGGAUAUUAUUCAGAAAUAUGAUACUCAACAAAACCUGUUACAGAAACUGACAGAAAAAACAGAUUCAAAAACGAAAAAGGAUAAUUUUCUGAAAGAGACAACACAAGAUCUAUCACAGAAACCUACUGAGCAGCCGGAUUCGAUUAAGAAACAGGAUAUUAUUAAGAAAGAUGAUGCACCACAUAAUCUAUCACAGAAACCCAUUGAGAAACAAGAUUCAGCUAAGGAAAAGGAUAAUAUUUUGAAAGAGACUAAACAAGAUCUAUCACUGAAACCUACUGAGAAGCCAGAUUCAAUUAAUAAAAAGGAUCUUAUUCAGAAAGUUGAUGCUCCACAAGAUCAAUCACAGAAACCAAUUGAAAAACAAGAUUCAACUAAGAAAAAUGAUAUUAGUCAUAAAGAUGAUAUAAAACAAGAGGUAUCACAGAAAUCAACUGAGAAGCCAGAUUUAACUAAGAAAAAGGAUAUUAUUCAGAAAGGUGAUGCUCAACAAGAUCUGUCAAAAAAACCCAUUGAAAAAACAGAUGAAACUAAAAAAAAGGAUGCUAUUCAGAAAGAGGAUAUGCAAAAAGACCUUUCACAGAAGCCUCUUGAAAAGCCAGAUUUAUUAAAGAAAAAGGAUAUUAUUCUGAAAGAGGAUACAAAACAAGAUGUAUCACAGAAACCAACUGAGAAGCUGGAUUUAUCUAAGAAAAAAGAUAUUAUUCAGAAACAUGAUGCUCCACAGGAUCUAGCACAGAAACCCAUUGAGAAACAAGAUUCAACUAAGAAAAAGGAUAUUACUCAGAAAGAGGAUACAAAACAAGAUCUGUCACAGAAGCCAACUGAGAAGCCAGAUUUAACUAAGAAAAGGGAUAUUAUUCAGAAAGAUGAUGCUCAACAAACUGUAUCACAGAAACCAACUGAAACAACAGAUGAAACAAAGAAAAAGGAUGAUAUUCUGAAAGAUGGUAAGCAUCAAGAUCUGUUACAGAAACCAACUGAAAAAACAGAUUCAACUAAGGCAAAGGAUAAAAUUCCGAUAGAGACUAAACAAGUUCUAUCACAGAAACCUACUGAGAAGCCAGAUUUAAUUAAGAAAAAAGAUUUAAUUCUGAAAUGUGAUGCUUCACAAGAUCAAUCACAGAAACCAACUGAGAAAGAAGACUCAACUAAGAAAAAGGAUAUUAGUCAUAAAGAUGAUACAAAACAAGAUGUAUCACAGAAACCAACUGAGAAGCCAGAUUUAACUAAGAAAAAGGAUGUUAUUCAGAAAGAUGGUACUCAUCAAGAUCUUAUACAGAAACUAACAGAAAAAACAGAUUCAACUAAGGAAAAGGAUAAUUUUCUGAAAGAAACUACACAGCAAGACCUAUUAGAGAAACAGAAACCUACGGAGAAGCCAGAUUCAGUUAAGAAACAGGAUAUUAUUCAGAAAGUUGAUGCUCCACAAGAUAUAUCACAGAAACCAAUUGAAAAACAAGAUUCAACUAAGAAAAAGGAUACUAGUCAUAAAGAUGAUACAAAACAAGAUGUAUCACAGAAAUCAACUGAGAAGCCAGAUUUAACUAAGAAAAAGGAUAUUAUUCAGAAAGGUGAUGCUCAACAAGGUCUGUCACAAAAACCCAUUGAAAAAACAGAUGAAACUAAGAAAAAGGAUAUUCUUCAGAAAGAGGAUACAAAACAAGAUGUAUCACAGAAAACAACUGAGAAGCCAGAUUUAACUAAGAAAAAGGAUAUUAUUCAGAAAGGUGAUGAUCAACAAGAUCUAUCACAGAAACCCACUGAAAAAACAGAUCAAAUUAAGGGAAAAGAUAAUAUUCAGAAAGAGAUUACGCAACAAUAUUUAUCACAGAAACAGAAACCAACUGAUAAGCCAGAUUCAACUAAAACAAAAGAUAUGAUUCAGAAAGAGACUCAACAAAUUAUUCAGACAGAUGAUCAACAUUUAUCACAGAAACCCACUGAAAAAACAGAUUCAAAUAAGGAAACAGAUAUAAUUCAGAAAAAGGAGAGCCAACUAGCGCAACCUGUAAAACAAACCUCAUCACAAACACAUGACACAACUCCCAAACCGAAUGAAACCCAGAGCAAAGACUCUGAUCCCAGAAAAAAACUAGAUCUAGCACAGAAAGAUGAUACACCACAAGAUGCAGAUAAGAAACAAGAUCCCAUACAAACACAUGAUCCAGUGGAAAAACUUCAUCCAUCUCAAAUGCAGAAUCCAAAUCACAUACCAAAACCAGAUGCUACUCAAAUGCUAGAAGUAGCUCAGAAGCCAGAUAUUUUACAAAAACAAGAUGAUACUCUAAAGUCAGGCAUAGAACAGACAUCAAACCAAGCACAAAAGCAUUCUUCAACUGAAAACAAAGAUCAAACACAGCAUGGUUACACCCAAAAGAAACAAGAUACAAUUCAAAAGGAAGAUUUUACUCAAAAACAAGACCAGUUUCAGAAUCAAGGUAAAUCUUUGAUCCCCAGCCAGCCACAUGGCACAGACAACAGUCAAUAUGGAUUGGAACAAUGGUCAUCUCUAACACAGUGUCCUUCACAAAAACUAGAUAUUGAAGAACAUGGUGACCAGAAGAAAUAUCAAUUUAAACCAAUGUCAAUCCAGAAACAUAGUUUUGUGCCCUUAUCCACAAGUCAACAAAUGGAACCAUUACAUUAUCAAAAGCAAGAAGACUUUAAAUCACAACAUUUGUGGGUCUCAGACAUGUCACAGAAAACACAAGUUUUUACAGCUGAACAUACAGCUAAAAUGCCACAGCAAACAUUGGAAGAGAACUGGCAGUGGCAUGAGACAGUAUCACCCUCUCACUAUUACCAGAAAUCACAAGAGGGACAAAAUAUCCCUCAAAAAUUAGUCCAAAAAACAGAAACUUCAUCUUGGCCAGUCAAUGCUCAACAGAUCUAUGAGAACCUAAGUGCACAUCAACAGCAGAAACAAGCUCAGUCAUAUGCACAAAAUCCAUUAUAUGCCCUUUCCCAGGAGAGUCCAAAAUUGUAUCGAAAAGAGGAUUCUGUCAAGCACACUGUGACAGAAUCAUGGCAUUCUGAAAAUGUAGACCAGCACUCUCCAAAACCAGAGGAACCAAGUGACAAUCAGUCCUCAGCUGCAGGAGUUCAGGGAUCAGCACAAACACAAAAGCAGGAAAAGAAAAAGCACUUCAAAUGGCCCUGGCAGUAAUUUUCCCUUCCCUUUAUAGGGACAUUGUACUCAAAAUGUUUCUAUUACACUACGAAAGAGCAUUAUUUAAACACACUGAUAAUAUUUUGGCCUGAGAUAAAUGUUAACCCCUUAAGGACCAAUGGCGGAAUUAUUGUGUCAAACUGAAGCUAUAAUUUCUUAAGGACUUAAGUUAAAGUAACACACAAAUCUUGACAAGAAAAACAAAUGUUUUAUGUGAAACAAAGAAAAUGUUUGAGUAUAAUACCCCUUUAAGCUGUUUAUUCUUCAAUAUCUAAUGUAAUAGUUGUCAACAUGAGCAUAAUACCUGUCUAUAGAAAUGUACAUAUCUUGCAUAUAUAUCUCUUGCCCACACACUAUUUCACCUAAAUGAUUAAAGGGACAUUAAAUUGUAGUUGUAAGCUGCUUUGAAUAUACAUCACUCCAGCAUGCUUGAGAGUAAAAUCACAAAAAAAUGUUAUGCCUUCAUAAAACAGAAAUACUGCAAUUUAAAUAAAAUAUAUUUGCAGCAACAUUUUGUGUGUUCAAACCUUGCCCCCAUCUUUCCCAUAAUCGACAACGGCAGUGAGGAUACUAGGAAGUUUAGGCAUGGAUUUUAUUCUAGGACAGCAGUAAGUAUAGAAAAGUAUUAUAUAAAUAUAGGGAUAUGAAUGUGUAAAUAUAAAUAUUAAGAUUUAUUUACAGAGUGAGAUUACAAAUAAAUGUGGAUCUGUUUUGGUUAAUAUAAACCUACUAAAUAAAUUAGAAUGAAUUAGCUGUGCAUAAUCAGUACUGACUGGAUAGGUUUGUGGUGUAGAGUACCUCCCGCACUACUUCACAUGUGUAGACCACAAUGCAUGUUUAUACCACAUCUAUUUGGACAAGGUUAUGAUUAGUUUGCAAGAAUUAUUCAGAGGGACAGGUAAAUUAGUGAUAAGAAAAGGCAUAACAAUAUACUCAUUUGACUCCAAUUAACUCAUUAGUUCCAUACAGCUUUCAAGUUGUAUUUAAUGUCUCUUUUAUGUCAUUGAACUUUAUGGACCUUAUAUACGACAAUAUCUAGCAUAUCUUUAAAUAGGAUGUGUAUAUUUGCUCGUUCAGGCCUAACUAUUUAAAAGGCAACUAGUUUAAUAUGUAUAAAAUGUGCUAUAUUUGAUUAGGAUUUGAGUUGAGUACAGUCUACUAUAUCUAUUAUUGAUUACAUUAACUUGUUUAUUGUGUAAUACCACAUGUUUAUUUACCUGACUGUACAAAUAUUUUUUCUUUACAUUAUAUUUUUUCUUUAAUAUUAAUGCUACCGGACAAUUAAUAAAUGUAAAGCUCUCAUUCCACAA